Messenger RNA from Jaculus jaculus (lesser Egyptian jerboa), 586 nucleotides. RefSeq names its product transmembrane protein 258 (gene Tmem258). The transcript has 4 exons. Lineage: Eukaryota; Metazoa; Chordata; Mammalia; Rodentia; Dipodidae. Bases 227 to 466 code for a protein of 79 amino acids. The record is from RefSeq and is a predicted model, not a curated record. Gene Ontology annotation, cellular component: membrane-bounded organelle. Gene Ontology annotation, biological process: protein N-linked glycosylation.
UGGCCUGUGUCAGAGGCACUGCUUUACGACCCCCCACCUCCUGACCCACGCUCACUCGCGACAGACCUCCAGAGGCGACAGCUCCCGCUAAACACGGAACCUCAGGACUACAAGUCCCAUAAUGCCUCCCGUGCUGGCAACUUCCUCUUCCUGCUGCGCACGGCGCCGGCUCCUGCCGACGUGUUCUUCCGGUGGAGGAGCGGCGACUUAACCUGUACGAGGCAAAAUGGAGCUUGAGGCCAUGAGCAGAUACACCAGCCCAGUCAACCCAGCUGUCUUCCCCCACCUGACCGUGGUGCUUCUGGCCAUAGGCAUGUUCUUCACUGCAUGGUUCUUCGUUUAUGAAGUCACCUCCACCAAGUACACACGGGAUAUCUACAAAGAACUCCUCAUCUCCUUGGUGGCUUCACUCUUCAUGGGCUUUGGAGUCCUCUUCCUCCUGCUCUGGGUCGGCAUCUACGUAUGAGCACUCGAAGGUACCCACCACGCAGCUUCAACAAGUUCCUGAUUUUGUAAAUUAAAACUUUUUUUUACUGUUGCUAGAAGUGUCCCACCUGCUACUUAAAAUAAAGGCAGAUGUGUGACA